AUAAAUACAUAGAGAGGUGGAAGAACAAAUAGACAAAGACAACCAUAUCAUAUAUCGUACAACACUACUACUACUACUAGAGAGAGGCAAGGCAAAGGCAAGAUGAGUGAAGAGCCAAAGGGAAAGGUGAUAACCAUCCUGGCCAUCGACGGCGGCGGCGUCAGGGGGAUCAUCCCCGCCACCAUCCUCCACUCCCUCGAAUCUCACCUCCAAGAACUCGAGGGACCCAACGCCAGGAUCGCCGACUACUUCGACAUCGUGGCCGGGACCAGCACCGGCAGCCUCGUCGCCGCCAUGCUCACCGCCCCGGGCGACGACGGCCGCCCCUGCUUCUCCGCCGCCGAGAUACCUCAGUUCUACAAGGACGAGUCUCCCCGUAUCUUCAAGAAAUCAGGCAUGCCCCCGUUCCCCGGUCUAGCCAUGCUAGCCACAAUUUCUCCCGAUGCCGGGAACAGCACCGGCGGCGGCGGCCUUGUGCAGCUGCCCGAGUUCUCCGAAGCAGACAUCCCUCCCUUUUACAAGCAACAGCCUAACCCUCCCGCACUAGUUCCAGGAAUGCCUGAUCAAGUGCAACUGUUUAGUGUGUCAGAUAUGUGGAGUUGGUUCAAGAGGCUGGGUUCUGCGGCGAAGUGGGUGAUUGAUUUCGUGGUGAAGAUGGGGUUCCGCCCCAUGUACGACGGGGCAUACCUGCACCAGAAGAUCAGGAGCAUGGUCAAAGACACCAAGCUCAACCAGACCCUCACUAACGUCGUCAUCCCUGCCUACGACGUCCGCCGUUUGAAAACCGUCGUCUUCUCCUCUCUCCAGGCGAGACGGGACGCGUCGAAGAACCCGAAGCUCUCAGAUGUGUGCAUCUCGUCGUCUGCGGCGCCGGUUUACUUCCCUCCCCACAGCUUCGAGCUGCAGUCCUCUGAAGGGAUUGAAGAGUUCAACCUCGUCGACGGAGGCGUUGCAGCCAACAAUCCCGUGCUGCUGGCGAUACGGGAAGCGGCGAGGGCAUAUAAAGUGCCCCUGAAGCCGGAGAGCUUCAUGAUCCUGUCGCUGGGGACAGGAUCGUGCAGGGGGGACCACAUGGACAGGAUCGGGGACGCGAGCAGCUGGGGGGUGAUGAAGUGGCUGCUGAUCCCGCAGAAGACGCCGCGCAUCACGGACGUGUUCAUGGGGGCGGGCGACGAGAUGCUGGACGUGUACGCGGACAUGGUCCUCCAGGGCGCGUCCUGCCCCGACAACUACCUGAGGAUCCAGUACCAGGGCAUGAAGUACGACGAGUGUCUGGUGGACGACUCCGCCGGGGACUACCUUGACAAACUGGGAAGGUUCGCCAAUGAGAUGCUCGGCGACCCCGUUUCGGGUCCCUCGGCAAAGGCUCUCACCAAUGAAGAGGCACUCACUGCGUUUGCGCGUAACUUGGUGAGUAACAAGAAGAAGAAGUAGUCGUCGAUCAUGUUAGGUUACGUUGUGGCAUGGCCUGCUGGGGAUAGAUGGGAGUUUGAUUUGAUUCAAGUGUUCUUCUGAUCAGUUCGUUCUAGCUACUUAAUUAUGUUCUUCUACUCGUAUCUAUAUCUAUCUAUUUUGGCAGUGUUUUCAAAUAAAUGACUUUUAGUCAUGAUGCCAUGGAUUGUACUGGUUGUGGUUAAUUGGUGAUCUUUGUACUUGUACUCCUUGGAAUAAAUCAAAGUCUGCAUC
Molecule: messenger RNA, 1686 nt
Organism: Cuscuta campestris
Lineage: Eukaryota; Viridiplantae; Streptophyta; Magnoliopsida; Solanales; Convolvulaceae
Source: the annotation of a GenBank genome assembly